AUGGCUUCGGGCGGACGGACACGCAAGUUCCGCCCGCAUUGGGCGCUGCUGUACGCGCUGGCGGUGGCCGAGCGGGACCCCGAAUCGGGCCAGCCGACUAAAGCCGUGUGUCUUAUGUGUCGUGUCUUCACGCGCGACGAGACGGAGGGCGCCAGGCGCCGCAAGCCCCGGACCAAGGUGCAGUGCUUCUCGCCGCCCUGGAGACCCGACAACAUGCGGCGCCACCUGGAGCAGCAGCACGCGCUGCGCUGGGCGGAGUACAAGGAGCUCAGCGACGAGGACAAGCGCGCCUACUUCCCGCCCAAUGUAGCCAUCUCCACGCGGCCGCGC
This is a messenger RNA of Phytophthora sojae, 330 nucleotides long. RefSeq lists its product as hypothetical. The annotation marks the transcript as partial. The transcript has a single exon. The record is from RefSeq and is a predicted model, not a curated record. NCBI's taxonomy places the organism in Eukaryota, Oomycota, Peronosporomycetes, Peronosporales, Peronosporaceae.